CUUGAAUAUUUUAUAACAUAGCAUAUAAGUUCUCGUGUAACUAAAUAUGUAACAAAACAAUAUUACGAGGAAGGAUAAAUAAUAGAUACUCUUACGUAAGCAUUUACAUGUUUAUCAACUUUCUUUCGUUUAAUAACUAGUAAACUAUAAACAAAUAAUUAGUUAAUUGCAAAGAUACAAAAUAAAAAUAAAAAAAAAUAUAUCUGUGGGAGUUAAUAACACUUACAAAACACCAUGCUUGUCUAAUUUCUUGUUUAUAAAGACUUCAAUUACCAAUCACCCCAUUUGUACCGUGGAUGCUGCCUCGAUUGAUACAAAAGAUGAAUUCAUAAAGAAAUGCAAAAACGACAAAAUUGAUGAAGUCAACAAUAUUAUUAAUAAGGGUCAAAUCAAAGAAAUGCAACCAACAUCAGUCAAUAUCAGAGUCCUACCGUUUAGUCAUAAAAAUAACUUACAUGAUUAUUUCUAAAGUUACCCAACACGAUCAUUAAUAUUACAAAACGACACACAAUAAUUUACUGUCACUCGUCAUAAUAUAACAAUUACAUAUUGAAAUGAUAGCAUUCGGCGAUAAGAAGCUCCUAGUAAGCUAUCACCACGUCCGAUCUUAUCCAAAGUAAGGAUACCAAUUGCAAAACUUCCUCCUAUCAGUACUAACAUUACACCUAGAUAAAAUUUCUAACGAUAACCACGUAACAUUGAUGACAAAAGUAACGCUUUAAAUACGAAUAGAAAUAAGUUUUCUGAACCAUAAAUUGUUUUGGUAUAGUUUCGUGAACUUCCCAACAUGGGGGGUCAAAAACUGUUUUGGUCCUCCAUAGGAAUCGUUCUGAUUUCGUCCUGCUAUGUCUACGCCUGCGACGAGAAAGGCCUUUGCUUGCUGGAAGCAUUAAAGGAAAUGAAAGAAUGCAAGAAAGCAGUGAUGGCUUCGUUACUGAAGCCACUUCUUGCUACGAAAUUGCUCGAAAAAGAUAAGAAGGCAUGUUGUGCUGAGCUGCCGCUGCCACCUCCUCCUACAAUAAUGCUGAUGCCUGCACCGCCGCCACCAUGCGCUGCUCCUGCCCCACCAUGUGCCCCAGCCUUACCACCUAUACUCCUGGCGCCUCCUCCACCAGCACCAGUGUGUCUUCCACCACCUGCCCCUGCUCCAGUCUGCCUGCCUGCUCCUCCUCCAGCCCCGAUAUAUAUACCCGCUCCUCCACCUGCGCCAGUUUGCUUACCAGCACCUCCUGCACCGCUGAUGUUGCCAGCGCCGCCACCGUCGCUGAUGUUGCCGCCGCCACCACCUGCGCCUAUCUAUCUGCCUGCUCCUCCGCCAGCCCCUCUCUGUCUACCUCCUGCACCACCAGCAGCUCCUGCUCCCCUGGUUAUAUCACUGGUUCCACCACCCCCUCCACCUCCGCCACCAUCCUGUCUUCCCCCUCCUCCUCCAGCUCCCCCAGGGUAUCCAAUGACGGCGUACAUGGUGGCCCCACCGAUACCCAUUACCUUGGAGCCAAAACCUCUGGAACUGCCGGCUCCCUGCCCAUGUUCCCUCAAGAAGUACUAUUAAAAUGUUCUCAAUUAUAUGUAUUAUAGUUUAGUUUUUAUUUAUUUUACGUUCACAUAAAUAAAU
This is a messenger RNA of Spodoptera exigua (beet armyworm), 1615 nucleotides long. The record is from the annotation of a GenBank genome assembly. NCBI's taxonomy places the organism in Eukaryota, Metazoa, Arthropoda, Insecta, Lepidoptera, Noctuidae.